AUGUUCUUUUCCCUCCUCGCGGAGGCAAAGGGCGAGAAAGCCCCCACUCAGAAGGCCACCCCUAAGGUCAAGUUGACGCCUGCGCCAAAGCGCAAGACCGCGAAGGCUACAUCGACUGCGUCACCGGCGUUCAGAGUCGAGAAGCGCGCUCCCGCCAAACACUCCAUCCCUGCUUUCAAUGUACUCACCCUUCGCUCGCCGACUCCUGCGCAGAGUAACUCUCGUUCAGAGGACACUGCACGGUGUAGACCCCUCCCUGUUCCAGCUAUCGUCGCUCGCAAUGCCAACCACUCAGCGGUACCCGUUGAAGACCUCAUUACUAGUUUGCUUGCUCCACACCCCCUGGCGGUAAAACAAGCUGCUGCUCGCAAGGCUCGCGAAGAAGCUGCCCAGCAAGCUGCCGCCCAGCGGACGUAUUUCUCACAGCGGCGUCGCGCCCCAGGUCGUCGGCAGCCUGUCCUCGAACUCCCCAGGACUUUCGUCCCCAAGGUAGACCGGAUGCCAAAGUGCCAGAGCAAGUCCUCAUACGAGAAUAUGAGCCAACGCCAACUUCUAGAUGAGGUGCAGUUCCGUGAGCUCGAGCUGGAUUAUGACUACAAGGGGUAUCUCGUAGACGUGCUAGUCCUCAACGACAAGGCAUACUUCGAGUUGAUAGAUAAGCUUGGUGAUCCUAUCGAGGCCAUGGAGUUCGCACAAGGUGAAGUCAAGCACUUCAACAAGGAGCUGAGGCGAAAGCGGGCGGUAGCGCAAGCAGCCGCGCAGCAAACCGAACGCGAAGCACACAGGAAGAAGAAAGAAGAAGAACGUGCGAAAGCUGAACAGUUGGCUUUCGAGGAGAAGGAAGCUGAGAAGAAGGCUAAAGAGGCGAGGCAGGCUGCUGAGGCCCAACAGCAAGUGCAGAAGCGGAGGCGAAAGGAUAGCCAGAACACCGACUCCGGCUACUCCAGCAAGUCCACAUCGUCUCCUGGAAUAGGCGAGAGCGGCGAUGCGGCUUCAGCCAAAGACAAGAAGCGAUUCCGAUCAAAUGACGAUGACACUGAAGAAAACACGUCUCGCAAUAAGACUAAGUCGUCAAAGUCUUCACAGCCUUCCAAGACGCCUCAUGUGAUCAAGGCCAAGCGCACACGGACAGCUCUUCCGCGGGCGAUGCAGGCUAGCGCUGACAAGGCAUCUUCAAUUAAAGAUGAAAAUGUCGAGAUGAGCGACUCGAAUGACUCAGACGUUCUUGUUCGUACAAGGCCGGUCAAGAAGACGACCAAGAAGACUACGCAAGUCAAUGCACCUACCAUAGUGCCGUCGCAGGCGAGUACGAGGCGAACACGCAGCACUUUCGUUGUGGAAGACCCGGAGGAUGAAGACACAGAGGACGCUGACGAGGAUAUCGAAGACAACAUUGACACCUUCGUCGAGGAUGAUGGGUACGAGCCUAAGCGCAAGUCCAAGAUCGGUGCUAUGACGGGAAGUAAGCUGUUCAAAAGUUUCUGA
Alternaria atra is the source of this 1485-nucleotide messenger RNA. RefSeq lists its product as uncharacterized. The record is from RefSeq and is a predicted model, not a curated record. The transcript is spliced from 2 exons. The coding region runs from base 1 to 1485 and encodes 494 amino acids. Lineage: Eukaryota; Fungi; Ascomycota; Dothideomycetes; Pleosporales; Pleosporaceae.